ACGGUGGUGCGCCCGCGCUCAGUUUUCCCCACGUCUUCCAUCGUGUAGUGUACCGGUCGUCGUGCCUGGUGGCGGUGGUGGUGGUAGUGGUGGUGGUGUUGGUGGUGGUGAUGGUGGUGUUGGUGUUGGUGUUGGUGUUGUAGUACAGUGGGUGCUCUCGUACUGUGUCCAGGAGGUAGCGAGCGUCCGCGACAUAGCGCCACGAGGGAGGUAUUGUUGGGUGAGAUACACACGCGCGUCGCGCGCGUGCGAGGGUGCGAGAAGGGUGGAAGCGAAGCUGCUCGGGCGAAGAGGGUGCGUUGCGCUCUGCGUAAAUCAACGGAAGUGGUGCCGGGCCGAGAGGCCGGCGUGAUCGAGUGGUCCUCAGAGGCUAGAAACGAGGAGGGGAGAAAGGGUGAAUUUUUUCUCGCACGAGUGGCGAAGCACCGCGGCAGCAGGGAGCGGAGCCGCGCGCGAGUGCGAGUGCGAGUGUACGCGCGGAUAUGACGAGCGGAUACGCCCGGCGGUUCACAUAAUACGCAACGCAAUCGUCGUGCUCCGCCGCCGAGGAAGAUAUGUGGUCACGGAAGGAGCUUCAUAGCAGCCCAGUGCCGUAGCAUGCCGGCGAGCUGCAGCGCGUGGUGGUGCGUCUCUGAGACACCGCGUCGAUCGGCGUCGAUCGCCGCCAUCUGCGUGGCUAGGCACCAAUCCCUGGAGCGUCGUCGUAGGAGAAAAAGAAGAACGUGUGAUCGUCGUCGUAGCACAGGAAGCACGGAGCUCGACACCAGCGACCGAUGAGCGCGGGGGGGGAUGGGGGCUCGGUCUUGGGCCCACCUGCUCGGCUGCCGGGGGCCCAGCCGAUUGCCGCGACCCCCUACAUCGCAAUCCCCCCCAACGCCGGCCAGCAACUUAACGUCGGUGGUGCGAUGGAUGCGACGCAAUUGGCGAACAUGCAGCCGCCGCCAUCGCAGACGGGCCCCGGGGCCGCCAGCGCUGUCUCCAAAUCGGCCCAGAAGAAGCCCGUCAGACGGGGGGCUAAACCGCCACCUGAUAGACCCGUUCGGGCGCUCUUCUGUCUGACCCUCACGAAUCCUGUUAGGAAGCUGUGCAUCAAGGUCGUCGAGUGGAAAGCCUUCGAAUAUCUCAUCCUUAUGACGAUAUUUGCAAACUGCGUCGCUUUGGCCGUUUAUACGCCGUAUCCUUGUAGCGAUUCUAAUCUGACCAACCAAUACUUGGAGAAGAUAGAGUACGUUUUUCUUGUGAUUUUUACGGUGGAGUGCGUGAUGAAGAUCAUAGCUUACGGCUUCGUCGCGCAUCCAGGAGCUUACCUCCGUAAUGGCUGGAACUUGCUGGAUUUCACGAUAGUCGUGAUCGGAAUGGUAAGCACGGUGUUGACGAUACUUAUGAAGGAGGGUUUCGAUGUCAAGGCCUUAAGGGCGUUUCGUGUUUUACGUCCUCUUAGGCUGGUUUCCGGUGUUCCAAGUCUUCAGGUGGUCCUAAACUCCAUUUUGAGGGCGAUGGUACCACUUUUGCACAUUGCUUUAUUAGUUCUCUUCGUCAUCAUCAUUUACGCUAUCAUCGGCCUCGAGCUGUUCUCCGGGAAAAUGCACAAAACGUGCCGGCACAACAUUACCGACGAGAUAAUGGACGAUCCGGUACCAUGCGGCUCCGGAGGAUUCCAGUGCUAUCAGACUGGAGCUUACUACUGCAGCAAACAAUUUUGGGAGGGCCCUAAUUACGGCAUCACAAAUUUCGACAAUUUCGGACUGUCCAUGCUCACGGUCUUCCAAUGCAUCACCCUCGAAGGCUGGACGGAUGUGCUUUACAAUAUCGAGGAUGCGAUGGGAAGUUCGUGGCAAUGGAUAUAUUUCAUUUCAAUGGUCAUCUUAGGGGCUUUCUUCGUGAUGAAUCUAAUUCUCGGUGUGUUGUCCGGUGAAUUUUCUAAGGAGAGAGAGAAGGCAAAGGCGCGUGGCGACUUUCACAAACUCAGGGAGAAACAGCAGAUCGAGGACGAUCUUAGGGGUUACCUCGAUUGGAUAACGCAAGCUGAGGACAUCGAGCCAGAGACCGACGAGCCAAAAAUGUUACAAGAUGGAAAAACUAAGCAACAAAAUGAAAUAGAAAGCACGGACCAAUUGGAGGGUGACGAGGAAGGGAUCCAACAAGAGUCCAUUUACAAAAAGAAAAAACGAGAUUUAGAAAGAGUGAACAGGCGGAUGCGAAGAGCCUGUAGAAAGGCUGUGAAGUCCCAGGUCUUCUAUUGGCUCAUCAUAGUUCUAGUCUUCUUGAAUACCGGUGUUCUCGCCACGGAGCACUACGAUCAGCCGGAAUGGUUGGACCACUUUCAAGAAAUCACGAACAUGUUUUUCAUCGUGCUGUUCUCCAUGGAGAUGAUAUUAAAAAUGUACAGUUUAGGCUUUCAGGGUUAUUUCGUCUCGUUGUUCAAUCGUUUCGAUUGCUUCGUUGUAAUCGGUUCGAUCACCGAAAUGAUACUUACAAAUACACGUGUAAUGCCGCCUCUUGGCGUUUCCGUACUUCGUUGCGUCCGGCUGCUCAGGGUAUUCAAAGUAACGAAAUAUUGGAGAUCACUGUCGAAUUUAGUGGCCUCUUUAUUGAACUCGAUACAAUCGAUUGCCUCGCUGUUGCUCCUGCUUUUCCUUUUCAUCGUGAUCUUCGCUCUUCUGGGCAUGCAGGUCUUCGGUGGAAAGUUCAAUUUCAGUGACAUGGAGGAAAAGACGCGUCAUAAUUUUGAUAGCUUUUGGCAGAGUUUACUCACCGUAUUUCAGAUAUUAACCGGUGAGGAUUGGAACGCUGUGAUGUACGUCGGGAUUCUAGCUUAUGGCGGUGUCGCCAGUAUCGGCGUACUCGCCUGUGUUUAUUUCAUUAUUCUCUUCAUAUGCGGUAAUUAUAUCCUCUUGAACGUGUUCUUGGCUAUCGCCGUCGACAAUCUCGCUGAUGCCGAGUCCCUGACUGCCAUCGAAAAGGAGGCCGAGGAGGAAGAGAAAAAUAAAUCUCGCAGCGGCUCGCCGGCAAGGGACGAAGUCAGCGGCGAAGCUGGUGAUGAUGGUGGUGAGGGGACCGGUGGAGAAGACGAGGGCGCCGGCACAGAUCUCGAACACGAUCCUAACGAGACAAUGGAGGACUACGAGGCUGCACUCGAUACCGAAACGUCAGAGAAAAGUGAAGAUAUGAAUACGCAUAAAGUGCGACUCAACGUUGAGUCCGACGAAGAAGUGGAAGAAGAGGAAGAAGAGGAAGACGAGCCAGAAGAAAUGCAAGAUGAGGAACCGGAAGUGACAGCUAGACCACGAAGAAUGUCCGAGUAUAAUACGACCACCAAAAAGGAACCAAUCCCGGCUGGUUCGGCAUUCUUUAUUUUUUCAAGCACCAAUAGGUUUCGUGUGUUCUGCCAUUGGUUCUGCAAUCAUAGUUACUUCAGCAACGUGAUACUGAUUUGCAUUAUGAUUUCCUCUGCCAUGUUGGCCGCCGAAGACCCAUUGAGAACCACGUCUGAUAGAAAUCUGAUAUUGAACUACUUUGACUACUUCUUCACUGCUGUUUUCACGAUCGAAAUCUGCCUCAAAAUGAUCUCAUACGGCUUCAUUAUCCAUGAAGGCGCGUUUUGCCGAUCGGCUUUCAAUCUGCUCGAUCUUCUCGUCGUUUGCGCUUCUCUCGUUUCUAUGACAGUCAAAGCUGGCGCAUUCUCUUUCAUCAAAGUGCUCCGAGUGCUCCGUGUACUGAGGCCGCUACGUGCUAUCAAUCGCGCUAAGGGAUUAAAGCACGUAGUACAGUGCGUCAUCGUAGCGGUAAAGACUAUCGGAAACAUAGUCCUCGUCACCAGCCUCCUGCAGUUCGUGUUCGCCGUCAUUGGCGUACAGCUCUUCAAGGGCAAGUUUUUCUAUUGUACCGAUGCAUCGAAAAUGACGGAGGACGAGUGUCAGGGUACUUAUUUGGAAUUCGAAAACAGUAAUAUUAACAGGCCGAUCGUAAAAUAUAGAGAGUGGCAACAACAUCGUUUUCAUUUCGAUAACGUUGCCAAGGCGAUGUUGACCCUUUUUACGGUCUCAACUUUCGAAGGUUGGCCAUCACUCUUAGAGUGGUCAAUCGACUCGAACCAAGAAAAACAUGGACCAAUUCAUAACUUUCGGCCAAUAGUGGCCGCCUACUACAUCAUCUACAUCAUUAUUAUCGCAUUCUUCAUGGUGAACAUCUUCGUCGGUUUCGUUAUUGUCACCUUCCAGAACGAGGGCGAGCAAGAAUACAAAAACUGCGAGCUCGAUAAAAAUCAGAGAAAUUGCAUCGAGUUCGCGCUGAAAGCUAAGCCAGUGCGCCGAUAUAUACCAAAGCAUCGAAUACAGUACAAAGUCUGGUGGUUCGUCACCUCCCAACCGUUCGAGUACACAAUAUUCACGUUAAUUAUGAUCAACACUGUGACGCUCGCGAUGAAAUUUUAUCGACAACCGCAGAUCUACACGGAUGUCCUGGAUGUUCUCAAUAUGAUCUUCACCGCUGUGUUCGCCCUUGAGUUUGUGUUUAAGUUGGCCGCAUUUCGAUUUAAGAAUUACUUCGGCGACGCGUGGAACGUAUUUGACUUUGUUAUCGUGCUCGGAAGUUUCAUCGAUAUCGUUUAUUCGGAAGUUAACCCUGGAGCCACCAUCAUUUCCAUUAAUUUCUUUAGACUGUUUCGUGUAAUGAGACUGGUCAAGUUAUUGAGCAGAGGGGAGGGCAUCCGAACACUUUUAUGGACGUUUAUCAAGUCUUUUCAGGCCCUGCCCUAUGUCGCCCUUCUCAUUAUAAUGCUCUUUUUCAUUUACGCUGUGAUAGGCAUGCAAGUCUUCGGAAAGAUCGCGAUAGACGAUGAUACGGCAAUAAAUCGCAAUAACAAUUUCCAGUCCUUUCCGCAAGCUGUAUUGGUUUUGUUUAGAUCGGCAACAGGUGAGGCGUGGCAAGAAAUAAUGAUGGAUUGUUCGUCGCAAGAUAGUGUCAAAUGUGAUUCUAACAGCGACGAACUCGACAAGAACAGCUGCGGAUCGGACAUUGCAUUUCCUUACUUCAUAUCCUUCUAUGUUCUCUGUUCAUUUCUCAUUAUCAACCUCUUCGUCGCCGUUAUUAUGGACAAUUUCGAUUACUUAACGAGAGACUGGUCAAUUCUCGGGCCGCACCACUUGGACGAGUUUAUUCGACUGUGGUCCGAGUAUGAUCCUGACGCUAAGGGUCGAAUUAAACAUCUCGACGUGGUAACGUUACUAAGGAAAAUAUCGCCACCCUUAGGUUUUGGAAAGUUGUGUCCCCAUAGGGUAGCUUGCAAGAGACUCGUCUCAAUGAACAUGCCGUUGAACAGUGACGGCACUGUAUUGUUCAAUGCGACUUUAUUUGCCGUCGUGAGGACUUCACUAAGGAUAAAGACGGAGGGCAACAUUGACGACGCAAAUGCCGAACUCAGGGCGGUGAUUAAGAAGAUCUGGAAGAGGACUAGUCCAAAGCUUCUAGAUCAAGUUGUACCACCACCUGGAGUGGACGACGAGGUGACGGUCGGCAAAUUUUAUGCCACCUUCCUCAUCCAAGACUAUUUCCGUCGAUUCAAGAAACGUAAGGAACAGGAAAUGAAGGACGGUGAUAGAGAUUGUCACAACACCGUGACCCUUCAGGCUGGGUUGAGAACGUUACAUGAAGCUGGCCCCGAAUUAAAACGCGCGAUUUCCGGUAAUUUGGAAGAACUCCUCGACGACAAUCCGGAACCUAUGCACAGGAGAAACCACUCGCUCUUUGGCAGCGUGUGGUCCAGCAUGCGAAAAGGACACCACUUUCAUAGAACGAAAUCGCUGAAAGUUAAUUCUACCGCUGCGAAGGCUUCUCCGACCAAUUCCAUAGAUUUUCUACCGUAUGCCUCGUUACGGAGGACCGCCGUCACGGACGUCACCAGACAAAUCGCUCAGCAAAUUGUGCCAAAUAUAGCAGGUGGUCUAAGCGACGGCGCGAUGAAUCAGAUCGGAUCUGAUUUGCGACUGGCAGUCGAAGAGAAUAUACCUCUAAGACCGCUCGCUGUUUUCGGUAAUCCGGCGCAACAAACGUCUUACAAAGUGGUCGAUGGAUCGAGUAGCGGUAACUAUCUCCAUCCCAAUAGCGAAUAUGUUUCCUGGGCCAGAGAGAGUAAUGGAAGCGUCGGCGCAGAGCGCCUGUCCCACAGUAUGCCCGGCAGUCCUGCUGAUCGAAAGCCGAACUUUGAGGUCAUUGGAAGCGCGGAGAGCCUCGUUGGACGGGUCUUGGUGGAACAAGGUUUGGGCAAAUUCUGUGAUCCGGAUUUCGUACGGUACACGUCGCGUGAGAUGCAAGAGGCGUUGGACAUGACGCGUGAGGAGAUGGAUCAGGCAGCUCACCAACUGCUCCUGCAGGAGCGACGUGGUCAGCCGUUAACCUAUCAGUUACAGCAGGGCGCGGAGCAGCAACAGCUGCAGCCGUGGAGCACUCAGCAACAGACCACGACCGGCAUCGGUUACCAACCGUUACAGGAACAGCCACCGAGUCAGCCGGUCUAUCGCCAGCUGCACUCUUCCAGCUACCGUCGCAAUAGUAACCGACAACAACAGCAACAGCGACAAUCACCGUCCUAGCAGGACGAGAAGCUCACUGCGACGCGAACAUCGUCCACGUAACCCGAAAAUUUCUACUCCCCCUCAUUAGGAGUAGUCACCGAAAGACCAAGAUCGCCAGUUAACAUGAAGUAACUGCGAAGAAUCAUCGCGACUUCCUCGUCAGGAUCUGAAUCGAUCGCGUGAGUUCGAUGGAUUCAGACUGCACGGGGUUUAAUCGCCGUUGUUGUUGUUGCUCGAAAAGCAAUGAGGACGCUUUAUAAACUGUUCUGAAUAUAUAUAGUUGUAGUUAGGUGCGGAGAGAUGCCACUCGACAAAACGCUGAUUUAGUCUAGGAAAAAGCGGGCCAAAAUCAAUGACGAAGGGCGAUCGCUCGAUGUCGAGAUGUCCAUCCCGUGAUACGCCAAUGAACGCGUAUUUUCGUUCGAGCAAAUAUUUUCUAACCGAACGCGCGUGUUCAUCCAACAUUUUUGAUUCAUGCGAAUCGCUCGCUAACUUGACACGAUAUCUCGGGCGAGAUGCGUGCGAGUUAUGAUAGAGCAAAGCAAAUUGCUGUUCGUUUAGGCACAAGGAUAUAUAGACUUUUAAGAUGUAUUUUCAACCGCCGCGACGGUUGAUCGGAAUGAUCUAAGGAAUCAUCGCGGCGCGGAGCUUCAUUAUUUGAAUGUCGAACGAUCGCGAGAUAAAAAUCGACGGAACAUCCCGGGACCUGGACUCCCGACGGGAUUGGGUUUAUUUCUCUAGUAACAAUCCUGUAGAAAUUUGCCGUUGUUUCCAUUUAACGUUAAUCUCCGUUUUUGGUUCGAUUCUUUAUCAAGGGAGAAACGACGAUAAUGCCGCGUGUACUCCACAUACAGAAAAUAGACGAAUUAAAAUGAAAGUAAUUGGAAAUUUUGUUCUACGAAAUUUCUCAUCGACUUGAGUGAUUA
Mycetomoellerius zeteki is the source of this 7498-nucleotide messenger RNA. RefSeq names its product Ca[2+]-channel protein alpha[[1]] subunit D (gene Ca-alpha1D). The record is from RefSeq and is a predicted model, not a curated record. Gene Ontology annotation, biological process: calcium ion import across plasma membrane. NCBI's taxonomy places the organism in Eukaryota, Metazoa, Arthropoda, Insecta, Hymenoptera, Formicidae. Gene Ontology annotation, molecular function: high voltage-gated calcium channel activity. Gene Ontology annotation, cellular component: voltage-gated calcium channel complex; membrane. The transcript has 42 exons. The coding region runs from base 774 to 6590 and encodes 1938 amino acids.